Messenger RNA from Arabidopsis arenosa, 1252 nucleotides. The record is from the annotation of a GenBank genome assembly. Lineage: Eukaryota; Viridiplantae; Streptophyta; Magnoliopsida; Brassicales; Brassicaceae.
GACCUUUUGUUUCUCUCUUCUCUAUUAAUAUUAAUUUCCUCAAACUCUCUGAUUAGCUCAUAAUUACUAAACCAAUUUUCUGAUAAACAAUUAUCGACAAAAUCAAUGGGAAGGUCACCUUGUUGCGAGAAGAACGGGCUCAAGAAAGGGCCAUGGACAUCUGAAGAAGACCAGAAGCUUGUUGACUAUAUCCACAAACAUGGUUAUGGUAACUGGAGAACCCUCCCCAAAAAUGCCGGUUUGCAAAGAUGUGGCAAGAGUUGUCGGUUAAGGUGGACUAAUUAUCUCCGACCAGAUAUAAAGCGAGGAAGGUUCUCUUUUGAGGAAGAAGAAACCAUUAUUCAGCUUCAUAGCUUCUUAGGAAACAAGUGGUCGGCGAUUGCGGCGCGUUUGCCUGGAAGAACAGAUAAUGAGAUCAAGAACUUCUGGAACACUCAUAUAAGAAAGAAGUUACUUAGAAUGGGGAUUGAUCCAGUGACUCACAGUCCGCGUCUCGAUCUCCUCGAUCUCUCAUCCAUCUUAGCUUCAUCUCUAUACAAUUCAUCUUCACAUCAUAUGAACAUGUCAGGAGGACUCAUGAUGGAUACUCAUCGUCGUCAUCACCAGCAACAUCCAUUGGUUAACCCCGAGAUACUCAAGCUCGCAACCUCUCUCUUCUCUCAAAACCAAAACCAAAACCAAAACCAAAACCAAAACCAAGUCCAAAAUCAAAACCAAAACCUUGUGGUGGAUCAUGACUCAAGAACUCUAGAGAAGCAAACAGUGUAUAACCAAACCGGAGUAAACCAAUACCAAACCGACCAAUAUUUCGAGAACAUGAUUACUCAAGAACUCCAAUCUUCCAUGCCGCCAUUCCCCAAUGAAGCUCAUCAGUUUAACGACAUGGAUCAUCACUUCAAUGGUUUUGGAGAACAAACUCUAGCUUCAACUUCGACUACGUCUCUCCAAGAUUGCAAUAAUCCAUCGUUCAACGAUUAUUUAAGUUCUAAUUUUGUAUUAGAUCCUUCUUAUUCGGAUCACAGAUUCAACUUCGCUAAUUCGGUCUUGAACACGCCAUCCUCGAGCCCGAGCCCGACUACGUUAAACUCGAGUUACAUCAAUAGUAGCAGUUGCAGCACUGAGGAUGAAAUAGAAAGCUAUUGCAGUAAUCUCUUGAAGUUUGAUAUUCCUGAUUUCUUGGACGUUAAUGGUUUUAUCAUAUAAUUCCAAGAAAGAAAAUAAAACUCGAGUGGAAUAGAGUUUUCUUUUUAUU